AUGAAUGACUUCAAGUAUUCUGAUGAUCAAGCAAGUAGAUUAUUGUCUUUAUAUUUUCCUGGUGCCAAAAAUGGGGUCAACAAAGCUCAUUUCGUUGAGCGUUUUCUGGUUGGAGGAUGGAAAACAAACGAAGAUGCCGUUCAGAUGGCCAUUCUCUAUUUCAUCCAUACUUUUGUUUUUUCUCAACUAGGUGAUGCACCUAUAUCAGUUGAUGAUUUCAAGAUGGUAGAAGAUGAUAGUUAUGAGCAAUAUCCAUGGGGGAAAUUAGCAUAUUCAAAAUUGAUAAAAGGAAUGCGUCAAGAGUUUUCAAAUGCCAAACAAAUGUAUCGUCUAGGCGGCAUGCCAUACGCUCUGAAUGUUUGGAUAUAUGAAUGUGCAUCUCAAGUUCCCUUUGAAAUUGCUGUAAGAGUGGGUAAUAAAAUUCCCAAAAUUCUUAACUGGCGUGUUGUCGCCGUGAAGCCAAAAUUUGAGACCUUCAUGUCUACCAUCUUCAGUGAGUAUCCAUGCUCCAACAUUGUCCAAUCUCAACAUGAAAUGGAAUCUAUUGUCGUUCAUGACAGCCAACAGAAACCUGAAGAUUCAACAUCGGCUGCCAAGGUCAAUUUCAGAAAACCUCAUAAAGUCACUGGAUUUGAGGACUUUUCAACAACACCACCCACUAAAUUUUUAAAGAGAUCCAGGGAUGUCGCUGAGACAUCUUCUCCACCUCCUUCCAAGAGAAUGAAGACUUCCCCUGCUAAAAAGCCAAUUCAAGUAGAAAUAGCCAACAUGCACAAGGAUUUCUUACCACCAAAUAAAUCAGAAAAUCUUGUUUCUCCUGACAAUGAACCGGGGGCAAAGUCACCAAAGGAAUCAGAAAAACCUGUUUCUCCUAACAAUGUACCAGGGGCGAAGUCAGCUGUUGACCGGAAUUUCAAGCAUUUGGAGAACAAAAUGGAUUCAAAUCACAUUGAUCUUUUGAAAGCCAUCGACAGUAUGGCGAACCGAAUGACUGGCACAUCAUCUCAAGUUAAAAAAGAUGAUUUUGAUCAAUUAUUCCAUGUGGUUGAACAACAAGAAGCACCUACUGGAUUGGAGGUGCACAAUUUUGCAAAUAAAUCUGACCCACCCCAAAAAAAUGACAAAUCUAAUGUCCAGGAACAUAUUAAGGGACCUGAACCAUCCACCAUGAUAAAUCAGGUGGACAACAUAUCGGAACAAAGCAUUUCAGCAGAUGUUCCUGAAUUAUUUGAUCAGCAAGUUUAUUCUGAUACAUUAAAGGUAAUGAAGAUGAACCAUCCGUCAAGGAUGUAUCAGCACACCAAAUGGAACCACAAAGAGUAG
Solanum dulcamara is the source of this 1323-nucleotide messenger RNA. RefSeq lists its product as uncharacterized. The transcript has 5 exons. Lineage: Eukaryota; Viridiplantae; Streptophyta; Magnoliopsida; Solanales; Solanaceae. The record is from RefSeq and is a predicted model, not a curated record. The coding region runs from base 1 to 1323 and encodes 440 amino acids.